Molecule: messenger RNA, 2279 nt
Organism: Marchantia polymorpha subsp. ruderalis
Lineage: Eukaryota; Viridiplantae; Streptophyta; Marchantiopsida; Marchantiales; Marchantiaceae
Source: the annotation of a GenBank genome assembly
AGCCAGCCAGUUUAGUGGGAGGCUCGCCUCUGUUCGCGCCAGUUUAGCUGCGAGGCGUCAUGGAGUUAGGAGUGUUCGCUGGCGGGCGGAGGUCGCGGGCUCAUGGGAAGGCCUGGGAAAGAAUCGGGGCGGGGGCUAAAUCCGGGAGGACAGGUGUUGCGGCCUCCCGCUAUAUCAGCGGCGGCAGUUCCAGCCCGAGCGGGAGCUAAAUGUGGGGCAGGGCGUCGUGAGCGAUCUCUGGUCACCAGUCUGACGAACGUGGUCUCGCUGCCCGGUCCAGCUGGAAGUGACGUUCGACCUCAGACGCGCGACGAACCCGAUGCGUGCACCUCGCCCGUCGAUUCCUAAGGCCGGGCCGGUCACGGGUGACGACGACUGCCAACGACAGUUUAGAGCCGGACUGCGGCGCCGGAUCGCCGGAUCGACGGAUCGAUUCCUUCCCCGUUCGGUCGAUUCGCAACGGCAUCCGAUCGUACCGCACUUCGAACCGGCCAGUCCGCGACCGACUGCCAUCUUUGUUUCCCGGACGGACAGACGGCCGGAGUAACUUCUGGACAGAGGUCUGUCGAAUGAGAGAGGACGGACGGGGACGGGGACGGAGAGGAGGGGAACCGAGCGAGCGGGCCUCGGGGGCAGCGACGACCCGGCACCCGGUGCGUGAAGCCGUUCGCCUAUCAUCGCCCGUACCGGCUAUAGAGAGCAGCAGCAUGGACGCUCGCAGCGCGGACUAUAAAGGCCAAGUUGCGCCGGGGAGAAGAGUGAGAUCUCGAAGCCACUUGUCUUCUGCCCACCUCACUCUUGCCCUCUUCCUCUGCCUCUGCUUCCAUCUUCCAUCGGGGCUUCGAAAUCUCUCUCUUCUGACCCUCCGCAUUCUUCCACUUUCUGGGUUGAAUUUCCCCCCCUCUGUGAUAAGCGAGCGAACUUGCAUUCUUCGGCCGAUUCGGGCGUCGUGUGGGUGUUGUGUGAGCCUUGUUGUGAGAAGUGAAGCUGUGUUUCAGUGCGGAUUUGUGUUCGUGCGAGUUCGGGAGGAACAUGGCCUCGAACGGUAUGACAGUCUUGGCAGCCGUCGUCAUCGUCAGCAUGGUUUUGGCCUCGAGCAUGGGCGCGGAAGCACAAUCUGCUCCCGCCCCUGCUCCCGGUCCUGCGGAAUCCGGUGUGGCCGGCGGUCUUUUGCCCUCUUUCAUCGCCAGUACUCUCGUCGGUGUGAUUGCCUUCGUUGCCGGCGGCAGAAAUCUUUGGUGAAUUCACCAAGUGCAAGCCGCACGAUCGGAUCUUGGCGCAACUCCGAGCGUCGACGGUGAAUUCUCCAAGAAAAGUUGGCCGCCGACAGGUCGGCCGUGUGGCUGCAGCGCGUUUCUUGCCAGGCAUGUGUAUCUUGUGUGCAAGCCUUGAAAAAGAAGAAAAACGCUCCAACGUGAGUCGCAGGUCGUGGUUGGAGCGACGCAAAAACAUUUAGGAACCUGGAGUGAGGUGACGGAGAAUAACAGUUCGCUAUGAACUGUCUCGUAGUCAUUCAUUCUUCUAGAGGGGGUGAAUUGGAGCGCGCUACAGGGCAGCUUGGAAUCGAGGCGCACGAAGCAGCUCCAUAUGGGUCCCUUCAGACCCAAUCUUACGAGUAGUGUAGUCUCAUGUAUUGAUAGACAGGUAGGAUUUGUUAGUUUUUUUUCUACAUUUUGUUACCUAUGGACGGUCAUGAUUCAUGAAGCUCUAUAUUGUGCCAUCAUUUAGUAAUCAUAAAGGAUUCCGCGUCGCAUCAGGGACGCAUUUUCGGCCAACACGUCCUCCCGUGCAAUGGGGCCAGACUUGUCGCUCCUCUCGCCGUGUAUCGUUUACAGUCUGUGUGAAAAUGUUUCCCCUGUGUCUACGAGUUCAGAUGAUGAGGAUCUUCAGGUGACUCUGUUAACAAGCUGCUGCUCCCAGUCUACAUUCAGGACUGUUUCUAGAUUGACGGGCGUGCGCACGGUUGUUGGCCGCAGGAUUUCACGUGUUCUUCCUGUCCCUCACACGGUAAAGUGCGUGCAAUACAGAAUACUAAACAUGCUCGGGCUACCGUUUUUGGAAUUAUACUGCCGCCCCGACUGGUAGGUUGAAUUCGAGCAUAAUUCUUACGCCCCGUGGAGGGGAAGUUCAGUGAGUCUGCGGAAUAGGUGACAGUUCGGAUGGCUUCCAUUCGAGCAAUCCAGCAUAGAGUUGGAGCAAGUUGUAUUGUCGUGCCCCAUAUUCCACUAAAGGACUGUGAGCUCUUGUUCUACUGUCUCCUGUCUCAGUUCGCAGUGAGC